Pyrenophora tritici-repentis Pt-1C-BFP is the source of this 1101-nucleotide messenger RNA. Its product is annotated as 2OG-FeII-Oxy-2 domain containing protein. The record is from RefSeq and is a predicted model, not a curated record. Lineage: Eukaryota; Fungi; Ascomycota; Dothideomycetes; Pleosporales; Pleosporaceae. Gene Ontology annotation, cellular component: nucleus; cytoplasm.
AUGGACCUAUCUACGGAUGCAACUGAACGCAAAGGCUCCGUGCAUCAUGACACUCAUGCAACGCCACCGCAAUUUAUUCAAAAGGAGCAUUGGCGAUACCAAAGCAUGCGCAAAGCCGACCUAGAGAAUGAUCCAGACAUUUUUGAUCUCAGCAAACGUGAUCAUUUUAGCGAAGAACGGAAAGAUAUAUGGCGCCCCGCAGGUAUCAUCCCAGCUGCUCAAAUCGAGGCUGCUUGCCAGGCUUAUGCAAGGGGUAAAGCACUAUCGGUACCUGCAGAAGACGCACAGAUUUUCGAACACCGGGAUUUCCCUGGUCUUCAGGUCAUCUCUGGCCUUCUUCCACCCGAGACCCAAGUGCUCUUUACUUCAUGUCUGAUGCAUAGGGAUUUGGCCGACCCAGGCCACAAAAUCAACCUUCAGGUGGAUUACGAUAUUCCGUACCCACCGAAGCCUACAUCAGAAGGACUAAGGUUUGACAGCAACUUCUUCCUUCGCGGGCGCGCAGAGGAAGAGGACUUUCUGAUACCAAAGAAUCCUGAUAAACAGAAACCACUCAAUAAUGAGCAAUUUCUCUACACUAAGCUUCGCUGGCUCACGCUAGGGGAACAAUACGACUGGCCGACUCGUAGUUAUGCAAAGCAUGCAACGCCAUUCCCAGAAGACCUCUCAACACUAGUCACUGGUCUUUUCCCACAUAUUCGGCCCGAAUCUGGCGUUGUUCUGAUGUACUCGGCCAAGGACUUUAUGCCUGUACACCGCGACGUUAGCGAGCAAUGCCAACGAGCGCUCGCAAGCUUCAGUGUCGGUUGCGAUGGCAUAUUUCUCAUGGCUAGGGGAGAGGAUGAUGGAGAAGGGGAGGAUGCACCAAGAAGUGUCGCGAUCCGAGUUCACAGUGGUGAUGUUGUGCAUCUCACAGGUAAUGCUCGAUGGGCAUGGCAUGCGAUGGCACGUUCGAUCCCAAGCACAUGCCCAGCACAUCUCGCAAGUUGGCCAGUUGGGACGCCAGGCUCUACUUCAGCUGAGGAGAAGGCCUACAAGAAGUGGAAAGGUUAUAUGGGUACUAAGCGUAUCAAUGUCAGCUGUCGGCAGGUGUGGGAUUAG